Messenger RNA from Phasianus colchicus (ring-necked pheasant), 1247 nucleotides. RefSeq names its product MYC associated transcriptional regulator X (gene MAX). Gene Ontology annotation, biological process: positive regulation of transcription by RNA polymerase II. Gene Ontology annotation, cellular component: RNA polymerase II transcription regulator complex. NCBI's taxonomy places the organism in Eukaryota, Metazoa, Chordata, Aves, Galliformes, Phasianidae. Gene Ontology annotation, molecular function: DNA-binding transcription factor activity; protein dimerization activity. The record is from RefSeq and is a predicted model, not a curated record.
GUGCCCCGCGCUCAGGCAGACGGCCGGGCAGGGCGGGCGCAUGCGCGCUGCGCGCUGUUGUUGUGGCGGCGCGGCCCGCUGCUCCCUGGCCGGCAGCGAUGAGCGACAACGAUGACAUCGAGGUGGAGAGCGACGAGGAGCAGCCCCGCUUCCAGUCCGCGGCAGACAAGCGAGCCCACCACAACGCACUGGAGCGCAAACGGCGGGACCACAUCAAGGACAGUUUCCACAGCCUGCGUGACUCCGUGCCCUCCCUGCAGGGCGAGAAGCCACAGGCAUCCCGGGCCCAAAUCCUGGACAAAGCCACAGAGUACAUCCAGUACAUGCGCCGGAAAAACCACACGCACCAGCAGGACAUCGAUGACCUCAAGCGGCAGAACGCACUGCUGGAGCAGCAAGUGCGAGCCCUGGAGAAGGCGCGCUCGAGUGCCCAGCUGCAGGCCAACUACCCAGCAGCGGACAGCAGCCUCUACACCAACCCCAAGGGCAGCGCCAUCUCCGCUUUUGACGGCGGCUCUGACUCCAGCUCUGACUCGGAGCCUGAUGAGCCACAGAGCAGGAAGAAGCUGCGCAUGGAGGCCAGCUAGGCCCCCCCACACCUGCCCCCUGGCCCCCUAAGGACUCACCCUUUUCUCCUCAAGGCUCCAGGGCUGCACCCUUGCAGCCCCCCGUGCCGGAAUCCAGGGGGGGCCUGGGGGACCCCGACUGCGUGGAGAUGCCCCCAACAUCCCCCCUUUCCCCUCCCCCCUGCCGCUAGCGAGCCCCUCUCUGCGCCCCCUCUCCCCCUUCGAUUUUAUAUGAGCAUUUCUAUUUAUACCCAGGGACCACUGCAGCCCUGAGCUGAGCACGAGCCUGUGCAGGAGGCGGGCAUCCCCCCCAGCCCCCAUUGCCCACCUGUGGGCACCCCCAGGGGGUGAGCACAGGGCGGGGGUCUCGCUAUUUAUUUCCUGCGUGUGCAAGGCACCCCCCUGCCCUCCAUGGCAUGGAGCUGCAGGGCUCGGGCUGGGUGGUCUGCGUGUGCAUCCUGCCCUAUGUCCCACUCCUCCAACACAAACACCAGAAGCCCCCUCCCCACAUUUGUGGCAUUUCCCCACCUCUCCUCUCCCUGUAGGUGACCCCAUUUUAACGCCAUUCAUUCCAUGGAUCUAAAGUAUGUUGUACAUACUGCUCAGAGUUGUCUUGCAAGUUAAGGCUUCCCUUUACUAUAAGACUUAUAAAUAAUAAAAAGGAAAAAAACCCAAAACUUA